Molecule: messenger RNA, 1185 nt
Organism: Cercospora beticola
Lineage: Eukaryota; Fungi; Ascomycota; Dothideomycetes; Mycosphaerellales; Mycosphaerellaceae
Product: E3 ubiquitin-protein ligase
Biological process (GO): positive regulation of proteasomal ubiquitin-dependent protein catabolic process; ubiquitin-dependent protein catabolic process; protein polyubiquitination
Cellular component (GO): cytoplasm; ubiquitin ligase complex
Molecular function (GO): ubiquitin protein ligase activity; zinc ion binding; ubiquitin conjugating enzyme binding
Source: RefSeq, a predicted model, not a curated record
AUGGAGAACAGACUGCAGCAAGAUGGACCAGCACAACACCAAUUUGUUCGUACUAUGAAGGGUGCGGUUGUACACUUCCGACCUGGUGUGACAGUGAGCAACAUCUCACUCAUCUCUGACCGCACACCGUUGAGCGCGCUGCCGAGUGUCACUACGUGGACCCAAAAGCGCCACAUCAAGCUCACAGAAGAGGGUUUCAGGUGGACGAUGUGCGGCGGAUUCAAUACACUCAUCUGGACUGCCUUCCCUGAACGUGUGUUACUUGACGAGGCCAAGAAGGAGCUCGUUGUCCUAAGCUGUAAGGAUACAUACCAGAGGGUCCUGCGCGCGUUGAGCGGAUCCUUCUCAUUUGGUGAAUUGAUUCACCCACAGCACGGGCUCUGCAACAUCUGCUAUACUGAUGCGGACGACCCUGUCAUUACCGAGUGUGGUCAUAUGUACUGUCGACAAUGUCUGGAGAACAUGUGCAACGUCAAAAAUUCGACUCUCGAAUUCAAGAUCGUAUGCAAAGGCCACUUCGAUCAUUGUCGCACACCACUAUCGAUCUCCACGAUUCAGGAGUUACUCCCUCCGGAUGCUUUCGAGCGCGUGUUGGAAAGUUCACUCGACGUGUACAUCCGAAGACAUCCCAGAGAAUACCGCUGCUGUCCCACACCCAACUGUGGCCACAUCUAUCGCCCCAGCCCUGUCGACCAUGCCGCUGUGCAUUCUGCUUACAAAGACUGCAAGAACUGCAACAGGAGAAUAUGCACAGCAUGCAAAACUGUGCACUGGCCCAAGACAUGCAGCCAACACCGUGAGGACGAGCAGUCCCAGCAAUGGCGACAGGAGAACUCAGAUCGCAUCAAAGAUUGUCCAAGUUGUGGCAACGCGCUCGAAAAGAAUGGUGGCUGCGAUCACAUGGUGUGUCAUUGCGGCGCCCAUAUCUGCUGGUCCUGUCGGGCAAUCUACACACAAGAGGAACAGAUCUAUGGACAUGAAUGUCCGAAUGCUGGGCAUACGUAUUAUCACGAUUACGAUUACGAUCCCUUCAAUGGAUACGACCAUGAAGCAAACAUGUUCGCACCCAUCCCUCCGCCUCCUCCCGAUCCUCAUCCUCAUCGUGUUGGGCUUAUAAGACGGAUGGGUGCACAAGUUCGGGACAUGGUCGAAGCACUUCGUCUGAAUGGAAGACCUCACCGCUAA